AUGGCAGAGGUAGGCCUCCGGAGCUGCUUUCAACGCCAUCCCCAGGAGCGUCACCCAGGCCUCUCUGGACCCACGUGCCCCUGGAGCCCCCGCUACCUGCAGAGCUGCAGCGUCAUCUACGCAGGGCCCUUCAGUGCCGUGGCCGAGCUGCUUCACAAUGCUUUGUAUCGCAGUGUGACAGCUAAGCUUUUCUGUAUUGAUGUUGCAGAGCUCAAGGGUCACCUUUGUCUAACUUUUACAGAUAAUGGGGCAGGAAUGACUCCUCACAAACUCUACUGCAUGUUCAGCUUCGGUUUCAUGGAGAAGGCUGUGAAGAGAGACCACCCAUCCAUUGGAUUCUAUGGCUUCAAGUCUGGCUCCAUGUGGCUGGGGAAGGAUGCCAUCAUCUUCACCAAGACUGGAGGGGCUCUCAGUGUGGGGCUGCUUUCCCAGACCUACAUGGACUGUGUCCAUGCUGAGACAGUGAUUAUCCCACUGGUGUCAUUCAACCAGCAAAAUGAGAAAGUGAUUGUUACUGAAGACUCUGUGCCUAGCCUGGAGGCCAUUCUGGAGCAUACCCUCUUCAACACCAGGGAGGAGCUGCUGGCACAGUUUGAUGCUGUUCCAGGUAAAAAGGGCAUGCGCAUCCUCAUCUGGAACAUUCACAGAAAUAAAGAUGGGAAGCUGGAGCUGGAUUUUGAUACGGAUGAGCAUGAUAUUGGGAUAGCAGACUUCCUUGCAGGCGAUGGGGAGAUUCCCAGCAGAAAGGCAUACUGCAAUAUCUUGCACCUGAAGCCUCGCGUGCAGAUUGUCCUGCAACAAGAAGGUGAACUGAUCACCAAGAGCCUGGCCAACAUUGAAUAUGAUUUUUACAAGCCAAGAUUCAUUAGCAAAAGGGUGAAGAUCACCUUUGGAUUCACCUGCAAGAACAAAAGCCACUACGGGAUCAUGAUGUACCACAACAACCAGCUCAUCAGAUCCUAUGAGAAGGUGGGCUGUCAAAGGAAGGUGAGUAGGGGAGGAGGUGUAGGUAUGAUUGGUGUAAUUGAAUGCAACUUCCUGAAUCGAGCACACAACAAAGAGGACUUUGAAGAAGGCAAAGAGUACCAAUGGAGACCAGACCAGACAUGGGUAUGAUGUGAAGAGUGUCUGAAGUGGAGGAAGCUCCCUGACCCUACAUUGUUACCAGAAAGCUGGUUUUGUCGUCUCCAUCCCCUCCCCAAAUACAACUCAACAGGAGAUCAGAAGGAGACUGGUGUGGUCCAAGGAAAGCUGGAAAAGCAAAUGCCAAACUUAAUAGCAAAAAGACAGGCUUCAGACUUCACUGUGUGGCAGAAGUGGAAAGCAAAGCUGGCGAGGUCUGCAGAGGAGAAGGCUGAACUGACAGAGAGACUCAAGAAUAGAGAGAUGCACUUAGGGGUGCUGAGGGAGGCACAGGUUUCCUGCAGGGGCUCAGAGAAAGAAGACGUGAAGAGUGUUAUGGAGAAACUGAAGAACCUGCGUAUGAAUGUGAGCUGGCUUCUCUUCUUCAUCCUCCCCCACUUGGAGCUCCAGGAUAUUAACUUUGAGUCGGAUCAGGUGGAUGAGAUCUUGCAGACCAUACUGGAGGAGACAAACCUCAUGUUGGAGUAG
Pygoscelis adeliae (Adelie penguin) is the source of this 1611-nucleotide messenger RNA. RefSeq names its product MORC family CW-type zinc finger 4 (gene MORC4). NCBI's taxonomy places the organism in Eukaryota, Metazoa, Chordata, Aves, Sphenisciformes, Spheniscidae. The transcript is spliced from 14 exons. Gene Ontology annotation, cellular component: nucleoplasm; nucleus. The record is from RefSeq and is a predicted model, not a curated record. Gene Ontology annotation, molecular function: zinc ion binding; ATP hydrolysis activity.